AUGGCCUCGAGCCUUAAAAGGUGUGCGGCGUCACUGGCGCUCCUCUGGCUCCUCGCGGACUGCACAGCCUUCAACCGCGUCUACAGCAGCAAGGUGGUCAGGGCCAUUCUCUCCACACGGGGCCCCCCACGAGACCGCCGAAAGGUGGCGGCGGGUGGCUCCAAGGCCAGAUGUGCCUUUUUGAUGAGGCGCAUCGACGAUGACAAGAUCAAGAUGUCUGAGCUGAAGAAGGUCGCUCAUGAGCUGCGUGGGCUGUUGACCGAGCCACGAGACUUCACCAGAGUGGUCAAGGCGCUUGGAAGUCGAGGGCUGCACCCGCGGAUGCUCGACAUCAUCCAAGAGAUGGAUCAGCGCGUAGGCCCCAGCUACAUCACGUACAGCGCGGCCAUCGCGAGCGUGUCCGGCCCUGGAAGCUGGGAAUUGGCAACAAAGCUGCUCCGGCAGCUGGAAGCGAGGUCCAGGGGCAGAGGAGAAGGGCCCAACCUCAUCACAUACAACGCCGUGAUCCACACUCUGGCACAGGAUAGGAAGUGGCAGGAAGCCUUGCAGGUCUUUGGGGAAUUGACUUCCAAGGAGUUUUCCCCCACAGAGUCCACGUACAGCGCGGCAAUGUCAGCAUGCAAGUUGUCUCAAUGGGAAGUAGCUCUGCAUCUCAAUGAGGACAUGCUGGACAGAGGUUUGCGCGGCAACUUGCUCACAUGGACAAGCCUGAUCCAAGCCUUGGGGAGGGCUGAGCCGGUCCUCGCUAUCCGAGCCUUCGGGCGAAUGAAGCGUGCCGGUUUUCAACCGGAUCAGCAGGUCUUUGACGCCGUUCUGCGAGCUUGCGCCGCAGGCGGCCUGUGGAAACGGGCGAUCUUCAUUAUUAACAAGAUGAUGGAGGCAGGAGAAAGUCCCAGUGCUUCGGCCUACAGCAGUGCGGUUGCGGCAUGUGCAGCCAGGCAAGGCAGGCGCAGCAUCUUGCUGUUUGAAGAGAUGCUGCAGAAGGGCCUGCUGCCGACCCCGGCAGCUUAUGUCGGAGUCAUGGCAGCCCAUGCCCACGACGGUCGCUGGGACAGAGUGCUCAGGACCUUCUCCGAAAUGAGAAGCCAGCCUGGGCCGAUCACAUAUGCUGCCUAUGCUGCGGCCAUGAGGGCUAUUAACUUCUAUGAGCGCUCACCAGAUGAGAGCGAUUCGCGGAAGCGCGGCAUGGCGCGGAAGCAGCUCAAGAUGUUUACCGACAUGCUCAAAAUGCACAAGACGCAGCCAGACGCAGAAUGCCACAGUAUUGCGGCUCGUGCGUACGCGGACUGCUACGAGGCUGUGAAGGGAACGCGUCUCAUAGAGCAGGCACUUCAAAACGGGCAUAGUCCUCAUGGCUCAGCAUGCAGCGCCAUUCUGCAGGCUUUGCCUCAGAGCCGGGAUGGACAGAUCAGCGACAAGCAGCUGAAGUUACUCUUCGAAGCAGGCAUCACUGGCUACUUGAAGGAGUCGCCUAGUGAUUCUGUCAGGCUUUUGCGGGAGAUGCAGGAGGCCAAGUUGGAAGUCAGCCAGGAGAUCUACCAGGCGGUGGUUUGCGAGUCGGAGGAGCCGGAUGUGGCCGCAUGGGCCUACGAGGAGAUGCGGCGCCUCAACAUGACGGCAAGCGCAGAUGCCUCCGUUGCAGCCAUGCAGGCGUUUGCAGAGGACUGGGAGCGAGCGCUGGAGAUCUUCGAUGAGCUGAAGAGCUCUGGUGCUUUGGCCUUGAGAGGCAAGUCCUUGGACUUGCUGGAGAAAGCCGGGCUGGCAGCGCUGACGGCCUGUGCUGCUGGAGGACGAUGCUUAGAGGCCCAACAUGUUCUGGAAGAAGUCCGAUUUCAAGGGCUUGCUUUAAGCCCGCCUCUGUAUGAGCAAGCAAUUGCUGCAUCCAGCAGCCAGCUUGAUACUGCUCGCAACUUGGUGGGACGGAUGUUGGCUGCUGGAUACCAACCCUCACAUGAAGCGUUGGCCGUGAGCAAGAUGGAGAGUGCCAUUGAUCAGCUCCAAGCGAUGGAGGACAUGGGCUUUGUGCCAGAUGAGGCCACAGUCCGGGCCGCCAUCGGAGAGGCGAGGCAUUGCAAUGACCGAGAACUUGCGCGCGAGCUGAGCUUGAGGCUACGCGUUGAAAAGACAGGGGCGGAGGAUGUGCGAUUAGAGAGAACCAGCAAGCCCAAGCGACCUGGCAGAGGAGACAAGCCAAGGAAGCCGUUUAGGCCGAAAUCCGGCCAGGGAAAGCGGUCCGCAGCGAGCCGGGAGAGCGAAAGCAAGGAGCAAGCGGACAUCCAGAACAGCGAGGACUGGCAAGAAAGAGUGACCUAUUUCUAG
Messenger RNA from Effrenium voratum, 2319 nucleotides. The record is from the annotation of a GenBank genome assembly. NCBI's taxonomy places the organism in Eukaryota, Dinophyceae, Suessiales, Symbiodiniaceae.